AGACAACUAUUCUUAAAUGGUAAUCGAGACAAUCUCGAUGAUGAGCAAUUCAUAAAUAUAGUAAAUAAUUGCGAUCGACUAGAACAAUUAUCACUUGAAACGUGUGCGAAACUAACUGAAGAAGGAAUAAAAUCAAAUGGGCGAUGCCAUAAGCUUAAAUCUUUAAAUAUGAACGGUCAGCCGAGUGUUACAGAUUAUUCGUUAGAAUUGAUUAUUUCUGGAUGUACAAAAUUACAAAAACUUGAGCUGAAAUUCUGUCGCAAUGUUACACGAAUAGGAAUACGAAAUUUGAUAAAUUUAAAAUCUUUGAUAUUUCUCGAUGUUUCUGGUGUUCGUAUUUUCGAUUCCGAAAGUGCCAAUUUAUUUAAAAGAUUCCUACCAAAAUGUAAAAUUAUAGCAAAUCAUUGCUCUUAUGCAAAUGAAAUCGAGCAACGUUGGAAAGAUCAAUUGAAAUUAUAUAAACCGCAAAAUUUGAAGAAACAAUUUGAAUAA
This is a messenger RNA of Dracunculus medinensis (Guinea worm), 492 nucleotides long. NCBI's taxonomy places the organism in Eukaryota, Metazoa, Nematoda, Chromadorea, Rhabditida, Dracunculidae. The record is from the annotation of a GenBank genome assembly.